AUGUAUUUCGCUCCCCAGCUGUCAUUGGGCGAAAAUAAACCAAAACAUUCGGGCUGUAAACAAAUAGUUUCCGCAGCGUACGGAAUACAAAGGCACUUUCUUCCAAUUAUUCGACCAACACGUUAUGGCCGUUAAUAUGUACGGUCCGAUGCAAAACCAUCCUCCACCCAAUCCGAACCCGAUCGAUCUUAUGGCCAUCAAGGACAUCUAUCCGGGGAUGAAAAAUAUCAACGUAAUUUUCAUCAUACUCGAGAUUGGGCCGGUCACGCUAACGAAGGAGAAUCGUGAAGUACGCACGUUUAAAGUAGCUGACCAGAGUGCCGCGAUAAACGUGUCUAUUUGGGACGAACCGGGCAAACAACUGUUGCCAGGCGAUAUUGUGCGUCUGACCAAAGGGUAUGCAAACGUUUGGCGACAAUCGCUGACGCUUUACUCCGGUAAAAAUGGGGAGAUAGUGCGGUUAGGCGAUUUUUGCUAUACCUUCAACGAGAUGGUGAACAUGAGCGAACCGAACCCCAAUCUGAGCGCUUCGAUACCGCAACCCGUCAUUAAUAAUGGCUCGGGCGGAGGACCAAACGGUGGAAACAGCAACAACGGGACUGGAAAAGCGAUGGGAACGCCCAAACCGGUACCUAACAACAAUCCUUUACUUUCGGCUGGCGGUGGACCACAACCGAAGCCACAUGCCGCCACGACACGCUACUCGGUAGCUGUGGCGGCGGCAGCAGCAGCAGCUUCGCCACCCAACAUCAUGAAACCAACGCAGAAGAACUCCCCCCGAACUGGUCGUAAUAGUCAAGCCAAAGGUACGGCAGUGAAAGGCGAACGAAGAUAACAGUUAGCAGAUGCGCUUUGUGCAUCACCGACCGUCAGCGAUAGUUUUAUUCAACCUUCUAGCAAUGUAAUGUAAUGCCGCAGGACGUAAAGCACGCUGGUGCUAGGAAUCCGCUCUUAAUCGGCCACUGUUUUAUCGAUAUUUUACUGUACAAUUGAAGGUAUAACAUUCCUGUGUGGAAAAUGUUUACUAAUGGGCUAGUAUUAGCUAUGGGUGUCGUGUGGCAAAAAUAAAUCGAAAUUAGUGUUUCCUCUCA
This is a messenger RNA of Anopheles funestus (African malaria mosquito), 1091 nucleotides long. Its product is annotated as SOSS complex subunit B homolog. Lineage: Eukaryota; Metazoa; Arthropoda; Insecta; Diptera; Culicidae. Gene Ontology annotation, molecular function: DNA binding. The transcript is spliced from 2 exons. Bases 125 to 835 code for a protein of 236 amino acids. The record is from RefSeq and is a predicted model, not a curated record. Gene Ontology annotation, cellular component: SOSS complex. Gene Ontology annotation, biological process: response to ionizing radiation; mitotic cell cycle checkpoint signaling; double-strand break repair via homologous recombination.